This is a messenger RNA of Penicillium salamii, 1446 nucleotides long. Lineage: Eukaryota; Fungi; Ascomycota; Eurotiomycetes; Eurotiales; Aspergillaceae. The record is from the annotation of a GenBank genome assembly.
AUGUCGGACCUUUUUCUCAACUUAACUACUCCGAAUGGCCACUCCUACCAGCAACCCACAGGGCUCUUUAUCAACAAUGAAUUCGUGAGGGCGUCGAGCGGACAAACAAUCGCAACUUUAGAUCCGGCCACCGAGAAGGAAAUCGCGACCGUCGAAGCAGCAAGCGCUGAGGAUGUUGACACGGCUGUCCGGGCGGCUAAAGCUGCCUUCAAGGCCCCUUCGUGGAAGAAACUCCCUGCCACUGAGCGGGGACGGCUGUUGGUUCGCCUCUCUGAAUUGAUCGAGGAAAAGAAGGAGCUUUUUGCCAGCAUUGAUGCGUGGGAUAACGGCAAGACCUAUGAGCUGGCUAUGGAGGACGAUCUCCCCGAUACCAUUGGAACCUUCCGAUACUACGGCGGCUGGGCUGAUAAAAGCUUUGGUCAAACGAUUGAGACCUCCCCCGAGAAAUUCGCAUACACUCUCCGCCAGCCAUUUGGAGUUGUCGGCCAAAUCAUUCCUUGGAACUUCCCUUUAGCCAUCUUUGCAUGGAAGGUUGCACCUGCUCUCGCAGCAGGAAACACUGUUGUUAUCAAAGCCGCAGAGCAGACUCCUCUUAGUAUUCUCGUAAUGGCUACGCUGAUCAAAAAGGCCGGGUUCCCGCCCGGUGUGGUCAACAUCCUCAACGGAUAUGGCCGUGAAGCCGGUGCUGCCCUGACCGAACAUCCCUUGAUUGAUAAGGUAUCAUUCACCGGCUCGACCACUACAGGUGCCCAGAUCAUGAAGUCAGCAGCUGGCCAGCUCAAGGAGAUCGUCCUCGAGACCGGUGGCAAGUCACCUCUAAUCGUUUUCAACGAUGCUGACAUCGACCAAGCUGUAAAGUGGUCUCAUGCUGGUAUCAUGUCCAACCAGGGACAAAUCUGUACCGCUACAUCUCGCAUCUUUGUGCACCGAGACAUUUAUGAUCGUUUCCUUACCCUCUUCAAGGAGCGUGUCACUCGUGCACAGUAUGAUCGUGUGAUGCACUACAUCAACGUCGGGAAAUCAGAGGGCGCGACCUUGGAAACUGGUGGUGAAGCCUUCGCCGGACCUGACGGCAAAGGAUUCUUCGUCAAACCCACUACUUUCACCAAUGUCAACUCCUCCAUGAAGAUCUAUAAGGAAGAGAUCUUCGGUCCUGUUGGUCUCAUUAUUCCCUUUGAUGAAGAAGAAGAUGCGAUCGAAAUGGCCAACGAUACACUGUUUGGCCUGGGCGCUGCUGUGUUCACCAUGAACUUGCGUCGAGGUCACCGUGUGGCAGCAGAGGUUGAAGCUGGUACUGUGUGGCUGAACAGCAGCCAGGAUAGUGACCACCGCAUUCCGUUUGGAGGCUACAAGACGAGUGGUGUUGGCCGAGAGUUGGGCCAGGCUGGAUUUGAUGCCUACACUCAGGUCAAGGCAGUGCACGUCAACAUGGGAAAUGACCUGUGA